This is a messenger RNA of Cooperia oncophora, 525 nucleotides long. Lineage: Eukaryota; Metazoa; Nematoda; Chromadorea; Rhabditida; Trichostrongylidae. The record is from the annotation of a GenBank genome assembly.
AUGACUCCUUAUUUACAGAUGGAUCCUUCGAUGUUCAUCUCUUCACAACCACAAUACAUCAUGCCUGACGGUGGAACUGGAUCUUCAGGCAAAGGAAAAUUCGAAUUCGCACUUGGACAUAUUGGAUGGGCUGUAGGUAGUGGUUUCGCCGUGGGAUCGAUCAGAGGAGGUCUUGGAGAGCUAAUGAAUCCAGACACUAGAAAAUUGGUGGGGAAACCAUGGAUGACUCGUAUGGUUAACGCCACGGUUAAGCACGGAUCAGGCUAUGCUCAACCAGCAGGUGCUGUCGUUUUUAUGUAUUCCGCGCUUGACCCGCCCGCUUUAAAUAUCUUCUCCGUCCGUUCAGCAGAAGAUGAACUGGCCGCGCAGAACAGUCUCGGUCUGUGCCCUUCAGUGCCAUCUAUCGCCAGUCCGCAUGGAUUAAGAGCAAGUGGUAUCGGUGCUCUUGUCGGAUUAGCAUUAGCGGCCGCUUGGACGAUAGCGAAUCCGGAUAGCCGGCAACGAAUUUCCGAAAUAUUUGCUUGA